Molecule: messenger RNA, 4902 nt
Organism: Notothenia coriiceps (black rockcod)
Lineage: Eukaryota; Metazoa; Chordata; Actinopteri; Perciformes; Nototheniidae
Product: myocardin
Exons: 15
Coding region: 1-2478 (825 amino acids)
Biological process (GO): positive regulation of transcription by RNA polymerase II; smooth muscle cell differentiation
Cellular component (GO): nucleus
Molecular function (GO): transcription coactivator activity
Source: RefSeq, a predicted model, not a curated record
AUGUCUCAGAGAAAAGAGGUGACCAAUCAAUCACGAUGUGGGGUAGAAUCUUCUAAAAAUAACAAAAACAACAACUACUGCCUUUCAUCAUAUAACCCCAUCUUCUCUGUUUCUAUAGGGUUAAAAUCUGCCUGCCAACCUAAAAAAGCAGAGAAAGACCAGAGUGAAGCUCUGCGUCUUACUGAAGAUGGUGCUGCACAGAAGUUGCCCCCUGGUGGUCUCAAUGCUGAAACUGCAAAAGAGAGGACUGUGUGUGGGGCCCAGAGGCAGAAGAAGACUCGGCAUACGCAGGACCUUACUGAAAGGAUCCGGCGUCCGCCAGGGCCUGUGGAUCAACAGCACGAACACACACUGCCCCUGGAGAACCGCCCUGCCUCUUUCCCUCUCUCCGCUGAUGUCUUCGAAGAUGACAUUUCCUCCUGCCCCUCCUCCUCGCCUACUGAGCAUCAUGGCGUUCAUCAAUCAACAGCCUUUUCUUCAUUGCCAGGGCUCUCAGGUGACCAAUUACUGAGUGACUUCUCAGCUGUGGGCCGACCCCUGGUCCACAGCCCUGGACAUGCACAGUCUGGUUUGGCAUUGCUCCCGGCAACCGAGGGCAUUCGACAACCCAUGAGUGUAACACUUUGUGAAUCAAACGGCAUGGCAACACCUGGGAGACCGAAUGGGAUGUAUCUGACCUCUCAGACCACACCCCUGCUGCCAAAGACAGCUCAGCCUCUAAGCCCCACCUGCGCCUCCUCACUGCCCACCUCCCUCAACUUCAACCAUCUUCCCCGCCCACGGAAACCGCGGGACACCAAACCCAAAAUGAGGAAACUCAAAUAUCACCAGUACAUUCCUCCAGACCAGAGAGGAGGGUCUGGGACUGGAGGAGGAACCAAACAGAAGAGCCCGGCUCCUAGCCAGUCCUUAGACCCAGCCUACUCCCAUCUACUGAAACAGCAGCAGGUCUUCCUGCAGCUGCAAAUCCUCCAGAACCAGCAACAACAGCAACAGCAACAGCAGCAUCAGCAGCAACAGCAGCUCACUGUUGUGCCCAGUGAUCACAAUGAUCUUGUGAAGUCUUCUGGAGCCAUGCCACUGAAUCCCCAACCUGUUCCCGCCACAACAAACCACACCCCUACAGACACAAACCCUGCUUCCAAGCCUGAGCUUCUCCCUGCAAAUCUCGUUGAUCUAACAGUGUCAGAGUUACGGCAGCAGCUGCGAAAGCGUGGCCUCCCCGUCUCCGGCACAAAGCCCACUCUGUUGCAGCGUCUCCGCCCGUUCCAGAUUCCUCACUCCUGCCUCACCCCUGCUCCCCUCUGCCAGCUGGGUACCAGCCUGGAGCCUCUCACCCCUACUGCCCUGUUGCCAUCCAGCCAGAGCCCCGGCUCCAGCUCCAGCUCGGGACUAGACUCCCCCAGCAGAAGCCCGAAUCAACAGAUGUACAUCCCGGACAGAGGAGUCCCUAAUGGGAUUCUCAGUGACGCUCAAAAUGGAAUUCUGAACAAUAUGCCACAUGGUUUCUCGAAUGCUUCAGUCAGUUUGGCAGGUGAACAAUGUCUUUCCAACGCUGUCUUCAUGGCUCCUGCCAGCACCGCCUCAGGAACUCCAAGUCCCAGUCUCCCCAUGUCGUCGUCCUCGCCCCUGCAGUGUGGGACCCCCUGGAGAAAUGAGAACGAUCAGCAGCAGCAGCAGCAGCAGGAGCUGAGCGUGGAGCUGGAGAUGAGGGAGAGGUUACGGAGCAGGCCUAGGGACCGCACCACCAGCUCUGGCAAUGAGUCUUGUGGGGGAUCCCUUCAUCCGUUCCUGCAACAGGAUCCUGGAUGCUCCAGAGGGAAGCCAGAAACAGACGCACAGACGGAGGUGUUGUUUACACAGGUGUUUUGCUGCCAACCGUGUGAUGUGAUUGGCCAGGAUUUUGAGCUGCCAGUGCAGAUUACAGCGAGUCCAGUUCAGACCUUGCCCAGUGUUCGCAGCUUGGACGAAGAACUACAGGAGGCGAUCCAGAAAGCGCAGAUGGACCCUCGGCAGUCCAUAGAUGACAUUCUUGAUGAGCCCAUAGCUUGUGUUGGCUCUGUUAAUGUCUGUGAUCAUAAAUCCCCCGCUCACUCAGUCCCGGGCCCUUCGCCGCCUCCUCCUCAGACGGAUCAGUGCCAGGCCUCCCAGCAGCACAGGGAUGACAGCUUCCUGCCCUCACCUCUUUGCUCUUCUCUCUUACUGGAACUCCCUCCAUCUCCAGCUGUAAUAAAUCCCAGCCAGGUGAACCCAGCUCCUCGCCCGCCUCCCAUUUGUACUUCCCCUCUGCCGUCCACUGGGAAGUCACGGAAACGACGGGCUCCGACAUCAUUUGACGCUGCUGACUGGCUUGAAACACUGACGUCUGGCCUCCGCCCUCUUACACCCCCGACAGCUCCUUUUGUUGAGUCUGACUUCAGUCUAGAUUCAGAUCUGAAUGUCAGUCGAGUGUUGGAUCUAAUGAUAGAGCAGUGGUGAGGAAUUCUGUGUGCAUAACUGUUUGUAUCUACUGUAUGUGAGCGUUUUUUGAUGGUUGUGAAUGGGGCAGCAUGCAUCCCACUGAGGGCACAAGAUUGUGAAUAGCCUCCAUCAUUGAAAGGCUGUCAGAGUCACUGGCUCCACGCAAUGUCGAGAGCUGGAUUCAUUGCAGCGAAGAGAUUAAACAUGGCUUUGAUGGGGCAAAGAGAGCACAAACACAAGCACACACAUAGACACUGCAGAGUGCUGUUUAAAAGCACUUGGGCUCAGCCAGAAAUGGCAAACAAACAACACAUCUGUGGACUGACACACUCCACAGCACAAUGUUUGCAGUGCUAAACAAAAGAAAACCUGGUGGCAUAUUAAUUUAAACAUGCUUCCUUGAUGCGCUGGGAGAAUGUUGUUUCUGACUUAUCUCCAAAACCUGUUGUCGUAUUGGGUCGAGUGUGGCCCCUGGUGUUGACUCAGUCAUUGAGUCCUAGCCAUUCAUAAAGCCCAUUUAGAGUGUGUAAAAGCCAGACAGAGCACACAGCUUGUGUGUGGCUCCAGACCUUAACCCCGGUGCCAGACACACAGUCGGCAUGCAGAGGGAGCAAGCUGGCACAAGCUGCAAACUAGCAGUGUGUGUGUGGUGCUCAUGCGUACGUGCAAGUGUGUGUGAAAGCUUAUGUGUUGAGUAUGUGUGUGUUCAAUAUGUCUGACUGUGUGUGACUGAGCACACAAGGCUGCUUCUGUUUUAUACGUGUCAACACCCAACUGCUUCCAUGUAAAUUUCAACGCCAAAUGCACUUGUAGUUAUUUGUUUGCUUAUAAUUAAGUGUGCCUGUUUGUGUGUGUAAUAAGAUUGAACGGUGAGAGGAUACAUGUGGAAGACAGAGAAAAAAAAAAGCUUUGGCUUUCUAUGUCCAUAUUUCAGACCAGACAUUUCAUUGUAGGCUCAUUGCCAGCGGGCAGCAACUCCAGUGUCGUUAUCCAGUGUAAUCAUCAGCACAGCCACAUUACCUUGUUCAAGUCACUGUUCUCAAGGAGAGCAAUCAGGCAACCACCCCAAAAAUAGUGCCCAUACAAAUGCUCCAAUCAGAGGGACCUUUCCUCAUCGCUUUGCAAAAACAGGUGGUCAUUUUGUUCCCUGAUUAACCCCCAACCGUGUCUGGCCCGCUGCACAGUGCUUACCCGGCGACUAGAAAAGCACAAUUUAGCACAAUUUAUAACCCAACCCCAAGGCCACACCUGUUCACUUAGUUUUAUUUAUUUAUUAUUAAUUCCAUACGUAUUAUUUGACAUUGUUAAAUCUUUGCUGUAUAUUUCAAUCUACAAAAACGACCAUUUAUAUUUAAUGAAAAUGCACUGUAGAAUUAGCAGACAAUAAUAUAUUUGGAGAAGCUUCUUAAUGAUGACAGAAAUUUUGCUUUUUAUCCUGCAUGAUUUACUGGUCGUACAGAAACGGGCACAUUAUUUGUUUGCAUAAUACACUUUCAGUGAGUUAUGAUUCCAUUCUCAACCCCGCUUAACAUCAUGAAGAAUAAAGUCUGAUGGGGGUAAACUGCCAUUAACCUCUGUCGAACAUUUGUAUUGUUUCUUAACUAACUGGACGUCUUUCUGAAAGACCACUUUUUUUUUUAAAUCCCUAAGCCUGGUCCCCUUCUCAGUCUCCAAAGUAUUGUGUUAAAAAUAAAGGUUAAGUCCUGAGUGCAAUAUGAUUUGUGUAAAGGGCACAUAAACUGGCAGAUAUGAGGUCAUCAUGUCAUGUUUUUUGUAUGCAAAUGUUUCAGUGUUGCUGCCGGUCUGUUCCUUGUUCUGAUAAUGAACCGGUGUCUUACUAAGCAAGACAGCCAUCGUAAAUGAUUGGAACAAGAUGUCUGUGCAUUGGCAAACUUUCAACACACAGCUCUAUGUUGAAGGGAUUCUUGUACAGCUUUAACUACAGCGACUAUGAAAAAUGCAGUAGAAUGUCGAUCGAUUGCUAUGAUAAUCAUAGCGAUCAAUAGACAUUGCCUGCUGCAUGAAUAAAAAAAGGAAAGAAAAAUGAUUGGCAGGAGAGUAAGAUGCUACCUCCUGUGACUUCCACUGCUUUACGGCCGACACCAGUGUUUACCUUGUUGCUUAUUUAAUUUCCAAACACUGGUGCAGAGUUUCCUGGAACACGCCUGAGAUAGUUUCACUUGACUUAAACGCAGGUCAAAUUCUUCUGUUUCGAUCUAGGUUUUAAUCUGUCCUGUUUGAAGCUGGUUAGGACAGAUGUCAACUGGAAAUACUAUUUCAGGUUAAUGAAACUCUGUUGGCAAUGUCUGCUGCUAUAAAUGUGAAAAUGUGAAAGAAAGUAAAAUAUGUUUGCUUUAUUUAUUAUGUAAAUUAUUCAUGUAAAAGAUAUCAACCACUGUCCAAAAUUGUAUUUAAAAGCAAUAAGAAAAUUAAAGUCUUAAU